AUGCACUCAGCGCUACUUCUUCCAGAAAUCAUUCAUGAGAUCUGUGACAGUUGCAUUGAUGAGGAAUACGAAGAGAGCCGCAGGAGUCUAGUAUCCCUGGCAGCGACAUGCAUAUCGUUUAAGAAUCCCUCCCUAGAUCUACUUUGGUCGUCGGUUCCCGCCCGUGCCUUUUUCUAUGUUCUUCCGGCUCGUACCCUCGAGUACGGGAACCUCGCGCUCAACAUAUAUACUGGUCGACGAGAACUUAACAACUUUGAUCGAUCUUUGGUCACCAAUUCUGAAUGGGAUCUCUUUCAUGUCUACUCAAGGCGUGUCCGCAAGUUGGAGCUGAACGAUGCCUUAAAGGUUGACCUCCCCGUACUUAAUAUGUUGUUCCCGACCAGAGCACACGUCGAAGACGCCCUUCCGCGACUAACGCAUCUUUAUCUACCCGUUCCUUCAGGAACGGUAUACACCUGGGAUGGUGCCCCAGUCUUUUUGGUCAAAACACUGCGCUCUGUAUGCCUCUUCUCUUUCUUUUCGGACGCGCCCGGCUUCAUCACAUCUUUGGUGGAGUCUACACCUACGUUAGCCUCGCUGACCAUCUACGUGGCUGAUCAUGACAAUUGGAAAAAACGAUUUGCCACCGCAUGUUCACAGACAGUGUCUCAGUUACAUCACCUCGUUGAGUACGAUGGGCCAGCAUUUCUUCCCCAGCUCCAGCUAGGGCUCGCAUCGCUCCCUUCUUUGACGCGUGUUGCCCUUGACAUGGUUACCCCCUUUUCUCAGCGCAUCGCACCUGCUCCAGGCAGCCUUGCAUUCCCUUCCCUCUCCGAAUUAAAAAUCCACACGGACUCGAUCGAGCAUUUGGUUGGGUUCUUGGGGGGCAUUAGCGACGACACGCAGGCUUUCGGGAGGUCUAAACCAUUGUCCCUCACACUAUCGACGUUGACAUCACUUUCUACGGGCGAAUUCCACAAUCUAUGCACCUUCAUUUCUUCUUUCUCUAGGUUUCGGCUUUGUUCUUUUGAUUUCUCGGCCGCCGUGCACUCAACCCCGGGAGCAGAUCAGGAGGGCGAAACACUCGCUCUGAAGACAAUCCAGCCCUUGUUGCGCUGUGUCUCACUCAAAGUGAUUGCGCUUGAUUUCGGCACCAAGUUUGUCUCGUUCGACGACGAUGAUAUCGCAGAGAUGGCAAACGCAUGGCCCGACCUAGAAAUCUUCAAGAUCAACGAACGCACUCAUUGGGGCACGACAUCGCAGAUAACGCUACAUGGGCUGCGCUCUUUCUUACACGCCUGCCCUCGUCUUUCUGAAGUCUCCAUGUGCAUGCGCAUCGAUGACUCGGAGAGAAUCCGCCCGGAGUGGCACUUGACGGAGCUCGAUCGGAUGGCCAAGUCACGGUACGGUCGAGCCCUUGUCAAACUGAACCUUCUUGAUUCGGUCAUCGAUGCAUCCGUCCAUGUGUUCAGUGCCAUUGUCCUCUCACGCCUGGCGCCGAACGUUACCGUUACUAUCACCUCACCAGGUCCCCAGCACCGCAUCGCAGAACUCGUCAAGGAGGCAAAACUCAUGUGUUGGGAACGAGACGGUUGCAUCGGUGCAUGGACAUGGGAUGAGUUGGAUGGGCGAUUGAAAUCCAUUGGAGCUCCGUAUCGCUUUAAACGGUUUGAAGUUUUAGGUAGGGCACGAUGA
Messenger RNA from Coniophora puteana RWD-64-598 SS2, 1674 nucleotides. RefSeq lists its product as uncharacterized. The coding region runs from base 1 to 1674 and encodes 557 amino acids. The record is from RefSeq and is a predicted model, not a curated record. The transcript is spliced from 2 exons. NCBI's taxonomy places the organism in Eukaryota, Fungi, Basidiomycota, Agaricomycetes, Boletales, Coniophoraceae.